Molecule: messenger RNA, 4881 nt
Organism: Hippocampus zosterae (dwarf seahorse)
Lineage: Eukaryota; Metazoa; Chordata; Actinopteri; Syngnathiformes; Syngnathidae
Gene: tmem62
Product: transmembrane protein 62
Exons: 13
Coding region: 315-2255 (646 amino acids)
Molecular function (GO): hydrolase activity
Source: RefSeq, a predicted model, not a curated record
UGUUAGCUGACAGGCGGCUAACCAAACACGCUAACGAUAAUUUAGCUAAUUCGAGCUAAACCACUUCCUCCUUCCUCAUCCGGCAACAGCCACUCCGAGCCAGCUGGCAAAAAGACCGGGUGCCCCGAUGCGUUUCCCGCGAGGAGGAUGGCUCCACCGCCUCCGCACCACUUAGUCCACCAUUAUGUGUUAAUUUGUUUCACGCUGGCGUCCUAUGAGUUAGGCGUGACAAGACGGUAGCCAAAGGUUCUUGUCCCGUGCGGGGCCGACGACGGCAGCGAGACCUCACCCCCCUCUCUCGCCACGGCCGGAGGAUGCUGAAGCUUUUCGGCGCCCUGGUUCUCGUCGGACUGGCCAUGGCGUGUCUCACCUCCUGGGUGCUGAACAGCUAUGACACGGCUUGGCACCCGAAACGGAGUUUACGAGACCGGGGAACCUUUCCCCCGUUUCCCGGGGACCAGCUGGAUAACAUAUUCUGGUUUGUACAGGUGUCCGACAUCCAUAUCAGCCGCUUUCACGACCCGAGACGGAUUCCCGACUUUGAAAAGUUCUGCACCAACACCAUCGAGGUGAUCAAGCCGUCACUCGUGCUUGUGACAGGCGACCUGACCGAUGCCAAGACGGAGAGCAAGGUGGGCUCCCUCCAGCAUGAAGUGGAGUGGCAGGCGUACCACAACAUCCUCAAGAGGUCUGGCGUGAUGGAGCGCACGCGGUGGAUCGACAUCCGGGGAAAUCACGAUGCCUUCAACAUCAUGUCGCUGGACAGUGUCAACAACUAUUACCGGAAAUACUCGGCCAAUCAGAAGGUGGGCUCCUUCCAUUACGUGCACUCCACGCCCUUUGGAAACUACUCCUUCGUGUGCGCCGAUGCCACACUGACGCCGGGACCCAAGAGGCCGUACAAUUUCUUCGGGAUUCUCAAUCAGACUCAGAUGGACCUGCUGGACACGUUCAGAGUCGAGAGUCUGAAAAGCAACCAGUCAAUCUGGUUCGGCCACUACACCACCUCCACUAUCGUGUCGCCGUCUCCGGGCAUACGGGAGCUGAUGAGAUCGGCCGUGGCCUACCUAUGCGGCCACCUGCACACGCUUGGCGGCCUGAUGCCCGUCCUGCAUAGUCGGCAUCCUCACGGCACGCUGGAACUGGAGCUGGGCGACUGGAUGGACAAUCGCAGGUACCGGGUUCUGGCCUAUGACCACGACCUGCUGAGUUUCUCCGACUUGAGGUUUGAAAAGUGGCCGGCGGUGCUCAUCACCAACCCCAAGGAUGCGCAGUACAUGCAUCCGGACCUGGAGCCGUUGGACCGCAUGCGGAGGUCCACGCACAUCAGGGUUCUAGCCUUCUCUGAGGCUGCCAUCACGGUGGUGCGUGUCAUUGUGGACGGCGAGGCGCUGGGUGAAUGCCACCAUGUCGGCGGGCCCCUCUACGUGCUGCCGUGGGAUCCGUUGCGAUACCUCACUGGGCUACACACCAUCCGAGUCGAGGUGGAGGACUCGUUGGGCCGCAGCAGUGCGCGGGAGCAGCAUUUCUCGCUGGCCAGGGACGGCGUGACCCCGAGCUUCGGUUUUGCGCAGUCCUUCAUACUGCUAACGGAUCACUACGUGGUGGGCCGGGCGGUUUUCGUCAUCACCAUGCUGCUCAACCUGGGCUUGCUGUUGUCCUUCAGGUUCAUGCGCCACUUCCCGCUCGGUCGAGCAGGGUGGUCCUCGCAAGCUUGCAUGUCGCUGCGGCUGGUUAGUAAGGUGGACCACUUCUUCUACUCCCUGCUGCUCUUCAACCUGUGCACGGCUUUGGGGCCGUGGUUCAUCGGCGAGCUGAUUGACGGCCACAGCGGCGCCUGCUUUGCCUUUGGGGUGUUUGUCAACGGACACUUCCUCGAGGGCAGCCUCACUUACGUGGUGGGCGUCAUUCAGCUGUUCUUCUUCAACAUGCCGCUCACCUUGUACCUGUGCUGGAGCCUCCACCUGCGUUGCCGCGGCAACACCUUCCGCUCGCUACUGCUGCGCCCGGGCUGCCGCUGGCGGUGCCUGGUGGUGCACCUGCUCAUGCUGCUGCUGCUGGCCUGGCAGGCGCACUCGUGCUACUUCCUGCUGGAGACGUACGGCCUUUUGGCCUUCCUGCUGUCGCCCGUGCGCACGUGGGCGCUGGGACUGGGCCUGGUGCUGGUCUACCGCGCUUGGACCUGCCCCAUGCCCUCCUGGAGCUCGGUGGCAGGCGGCGGCGGCAACGGCAAGAGCGUCUCGCCGUCCUCCUGACAGUAAAAUACCACUCUCGCCGCAAUCACCGUUCACCUCCGUAUUAUUUACUGCAUUAUGCAUGUUUUUCCAAGUGUAACGCACCGACGAGCACGUUCCUGUGCUGUUAAUGUACACCGAGUGGUUCUCAAACUAGGGUCGCUGGGGGUUCUGCAAAAUACGAUGGUGCCAAAAGAUACAAGUUGAGUCCUUUUUUUUUUUAAAUCAUGGAAAAUAGAACCUUAUAAUAUACUUCAAAACACAAUGAUAGAAUCAAAAAGAAUGUAAAAAUUUCAAACAGUUUGUGCUUCCUGAUUGAAUGCAAUUCAAUUCGUCGUGCUGCUCCCUCUGAUGUGCACGCCUUAGCCUCCGGGUCGUACAAAACGAAGAAGUCACUCCUUACUCGCGGUGACUCAAUUAGCUUCAAUAUGAUUCGCCGUGGGCGGCCCGGUAGUCCAGUGGUUAGCACGUCGGCUUCACAGUGCAGAGGUACCGGGUUCGAUUCCAGCUCCGGCCUCCCUGUGUGGAGUUUGCAUGUUCUCCCCGGGCCUGCGUGGGUUUUCUCCGGGUGCUCCGGUUUCCUCCCACAUUCCAAAAACAUGCGUGGCAGGCUGAUUGGACGCUCUAAAUUGUCCCUAGGUGUGAGUGUGGUUGCGAAUGGUUGUUCGUCUCUGUGUGCCCUGCGAUUGGCUGGCAACCGAUUCAGGGUGUCCCCCGCCUACUGCCCGGAGACGGCUGGGAUAGGCUCCAGCACCCCCCGCGACCCUAGUGAGGUUCAAGCGGCUCGGAAGAUGAAUGAAUGAAUGAAUGAUUCGCCGUUUUUCGCAGAAGAUGAAGAAUGUAUGUUUGGACAUUGUGCCAAUUGAUGCUCAUCAUUAGCCCGUUCGUGGCGUUUUCCAUUAUGUGAUGACACCCCCAUCCCAAAACAAAGACUUUUUUAGUUAACGCCCUUCGGCAUUCAGAAAUUCAUCUCUUUGUAAAUUUUGGGAAGGGGGACCUUAAAAAAAAACAAAAAAAAAAAACAACAACACUCACUUAUUUGCUUUUUUUGUGAAAUGAAUUUGUUAGCCCUAGACAUUUUUUCCCCUUGAAAAUAAGCAACUUUUUCAUGAUGGCAUUCAAGGUUCAAUUACCGUUCAGAUAUUGAGGGGGAUCAUUGAAAAAAAAAAUCUCCCCUGUAAUGAGGCCCUGGACCAUAAAUAGUUUGAGAAGCGCUUGGUGUACACGAGUGGAUAAAAAAAAAUGGAACGAAAAAAUGGAGACGGUCACCCAUGAGCUGCUGUGAUUUGUUUACUUCUGCACUUUGUUUUUCAAAGUGUUGCCUUCUCGUCGCCACUGCCAAAGGACUUCCAAUAACAACCGCAACCACUUCCUGUCAGAUUAUGUCGACUCCAAAAUUUUGCCAGUAUUUCCAAAAGACGUUACAAACGAAAUUUUCUGAUGUUUUUACGAAAAAGGGAAAAAUCUCCAUUGUCUUGGGGAUUGCGAAGAAUCUACGUAGAACGUAUGUUAUGUUCUUCAAUUUCCUGCAUUUAUUGAAGAUGAAAUUGUCUUCAGUAAAAGAAUAAUAAUAAUGAAUUAUUCAGUGAUAUGUAAAAAUCGCCCCUUUAGGUGAAUUUUAAUUAAAUUGGCUUGAAAAAAAAAGAUUUUGGAUUCAGUACAGACUGAAUUUCCUGAUAUUUUAUACAAAAAUUGACAUCAAUUGUCUUCACAUGUUCACUUAAAACGAUUGUAAAUUCGAUUCAACCAAAAGCAACAUUUUCAUAAAUGUUUCCAAGAACAAGCUUUACACAUUCGCUCAAGACUCCCAAGUUCUGGUUAAUGGUUUCAAAAAUGUCUCUGACAAAACCAUAAACACAAUUUUUUUUUAACGUAAAAGCUCACAGUCUACACACUAAUGAUAUUUGUUCGGAUCAUAUUUUCCUGUAAGUGUAGUACAGCCCUUGACAGACCAACUGACGUCCGCUCGUGAUGUGUUCAAUGGCGCUCGGCGGAAGCACUUCUUCCGACGUUUUGCUAUCAUAUCAGCACUGAGCCGUUGGGAUUCUCAGGAACGCGAGUGUUUGGACGCACACACAAUCAAAUCCCACAUAGUAUUUCAGGACUUUUUUUUGUUUGUUUUAUUCCGCAGUAGCUCCGAACAAAAAUAUCACAACAUCCAUAGAAAAAUCAACGUGUGGUGGCUUUAAAUUGUGACAAAAAUAUCAAGUGAAUGUGUUAUAGCUGUGAAAUGAACCUCUAUGCCACUUUUAUUUUGAUUUAUGAUAAUAUUGUGUGAUCUCCCCCCAGUACCACCAUUUCACCGAGUCGGGCGCUGGGUAAAGGGCAUCCCGUUUUGCAAUGAAACAAAGGUGAAGGCAUCAUUUACGAGUUAUACUGUGUGAUUUUUUUCCCCUCAGAUGCCCCCCAUUUCUCUGCAACCGGCAUUAGAUAUUAGGCCCUGCAACUUGGCAUUUUUAAAAAUGACAAUCUAUAAAAUGCUAUUCCCUUCCGCAUCUCCAUUUCAGUGCAGAUGUGGCAAAAAAAAUAUCAUUACAAGGCCUCUUUUUUUUUUUUACGAGUGUUAUCCCUGGCCCUCCCAUUUCACUGCAUCUGGCACUGGGAGAAAAAAAAGUACCUUGAGGAUGUGAAGACCCCAUUUGUGAAU